CAAAAAUUCGCAAAAACUUAGGGUGCAGAACUGCAGACUUUUGUUUGUUUUGCGCUAAAUGAUGUUUUUAUGACUAAAAGUUGCGAAAAUGCUUAAACGGGUGCAAUAUUGUAGCACAGUAUUCUUUUUAUUAACGUUAGUUUAUAUAACUAGGAUAGUUUUAAGUGAGAUAUUCGAAAAUGGGAGCUCUGAGGUCGACGAAUGGCUGGAACAGAAUGAACUCGGCGACUACAAGAAAUUAUUUAAAGAACUUGGAAUAUCGACGCUAUCAGGGUGCGCGUCACCAGAAAACAUGGAGAGAUUGCCGGAACUGCCCGCAUCGGAGGAAAGGAGACUACGGCGGGCGGCGCAUGUGUUGCAGCAGAGGCUCGUGUUGCGGCAGUGGCUGGCCACGCACAAGCUACAGCACGCAUAUUCUAAACUUCUCAGCUUGGACGUUUCCUCCUUAGAAGAUGUUUACUGGUUGGAAGAUACAACAGCUAGACAUGUGAUAGAUCCAAAGGAUUUCAACGCCUGGUCAGCGGCAAGACAGAGUCUGCCCACCGGCAAAGAAGCGCUCCAGUCUCUCAAGUCGGACUUGUGGAGUGCAGUCGUGAAGAGCAGCAAGCACCAAGACGCUUGGACUUGGGGUGGAAUGCUAGUCGUAUCCAUAUCAGUAUGUGGCCUGGUCACGUUGGCCGCCAUGACGCAGCCGUCGCUGGCCCCCGAGGCCAAACACUCCCUGCUGCAAUACGUCACCGGGAAAUAUCUACACCCGCCGAGUUGUAAGGUCGAAUGGGGUUGGGAGGAGCCCCAAGCGGUAGGUGACACCAUGUGCUUCACGGUGUUCUGCUUUCAACGGAAUGGUCAGCCCUACCCCAUCUGCGACACCGACGAACUGGUGGUUAACAUCUCGCAUGGAACUAGGAAGGUAGCAGCGGUGGUGGAUCUCGGCUCGGGCGACCCUGCGAAGGCCAACACUGCUCGCGUCAAGUUCACCGUCCGAACGGCCGGCGUCUACAUUAUUAAUAUUUUAAUCGGCGGCCAGGCGGGCGCCGGCGGCCCGUUCCGCAAGUGGUUCCUGGCGGGGCGGCCGGAGGCGCGGCGCUCGCGCGUGGGCCGCGCGCUGGCGGCGCUCGUGUGCACGGCGCAGCGCGCGCGCCGCCUGCACGUGCUGCCGCGCGACCGCUUCGACAACCCCGCCACGCUCGACCGCCCCGCCGACCAGGGCUUCUCCGUCGAGAUCGGGCCGCUGGGCGGCGCGCCGGACCCCUCGCUGAGCGCGGCGGCGUCCUUCGAGUACGACGCGGUGAACCAGCGCGUGAGCGUGUCGCUGUGCUUCCCGAGCCCCGGCGUGUUCCGCGCCGCCAUGUACUACGAGGGCGUGCUGCUGCACAACGGGGAGUUCGACUGCAUUGUCCUGACGGCCAGCGACACGGCGUCGGUGCAGCGACAGUUGAGUGGGCGGCGCGGCGCCGCCUUCGAGGCGCGGCUGGUGGGCGGGCGGGCGCGCCGCGUGCUGUGCUGUCUGAGCGCCAAGCAGCUGCUGGUGAAGGACUACAUCUUGCGGUUCAUCCCGAAGCGGAUAACUUCGUUCCGGCUGUGCCCUUCUACGAGGUUGCAGCUGGCAGCGCGUGCGGGUUCGGGUCCGGCUGGGGAACUGACGUUGGAUGAUGGAGUGCAGCCCGCGUUGAGGCUCUGGAGUGCCGAGAGGGAUCUCCUGGCCGCCGCUUUCACACAGCUGCUGCUGGCCAACUGCGGGGGCGAAGACGGCUUCAAGAACAAACAGGACUUCUUCUACAGCGAAGUGCGCAAGGCGCACGCGCGCCACGCCCACGACAAGAUCGCGCUGAGAGUGAACCGAGCCGACCUCGUGCGCUCCAGCUACCGCGCCACGAGGCACUUCGCGCUCGCCGACUGGUGCCGCAACUUCGACGUGAGCUUCCAGGGCGAGCAGGGCGUGGACUGGGGGGGCGUGCGGCGCGAGUGGUUCUCCCAGCUGUGCGCGCAGCUGUUCGACCGCAAGUUCGGGCUGUUCGUGUCGUGCCAGGACUCGCCCGCCGGCCUCGUGCACCCCAACCCGGACCGCCCGCCGCACCUCAAGCUGAAACACUUCGAGUUCGCGGGCAAGAUCGUGGGCAAGUGCCUGUACGAGAGCGCGCUGGGCGGCGCCUACCGCCAGCUCGUGCGCGCCCGCCUGGCGCGCUCCUUCCUGGCGCAGAUCAUCGGCCUGCGCGUGCACUACAAGUACUUCGAACAAGACGAUCCGGAGUUGUAUUUGUCCAAAAUUAAAUACAUCCUGGAGACGGACCUCGACGCGUCGGACUCCGUGCCCGAGAUCUACUUCGCGGACGACGUGUACGACUCGUCGGGGAAGUUCAUCGAGACGCGGGACCUCGUUCCCAAUGGCUCUACGAUAAGGGUGGUCAACGCCAACAAGCUGCAGUACCUGGACGCGCUGGCGCAGUGGCGGCUGGCGGCGCGGCGGCGCGGCGAGACCGACGCCUUCCUGCGCGGCCUGGCGCUGCUGGUGCCGCCGCACCUGCUGGCCGUGUUCGACGAGAACGAGCUGGAGCUGCUGGCGUGCGGCACGGACGAGCUCAGCGUGGCCGACUGGCGCGCGCACGCGCUGCUGGCCGGCGCCGGCCGCGACUGGCAGCGCCGCGUGGCCUGGCUGUGGGCCGCCGUGGGCUCCUUCAGCGCCGAGGAGCGCGCGCGCCUGCUGCAGUUCACCACGGGCUGCGCGCAGCUGCCGCCCGGCGGCUUCCAGGAGCUGGACCCGCGCUUCCAGAUCACGGCGGCGCCGACGUUCGGCGCGCUGCCCACGGCGCACACGUGCUUCAACCAGCUGUGCCUGCCCGACUACGACUCCUACGAGCAGCUGGUGCGCGCGCUGCUGUGGGCCAUCAACGAGGGCGGCGAGGGCUUCGGCAUGAUCUAG
Melitaea cinxia (Glanville fritillary) is the source of this 2920-nucleotide messenger RNA. RefSeq names its product apoptosis-resistant E3 ubiquitin protein ligase 1. The transcript has 16 exons. The record is from RefSeq and is a predicted model, not a curated record. NCBI's taxonomy places the organism in Eukaryota, Metazoa, Arthropoda, Insecta, Lepidoptera, Nymphalidae. Gene Ontology annotation, biological process: protein polyubiquitination; positive regulation of protein catabolic process; proteasome-mediated ubiquitin-dependent protein catabolic process. Gene Ontology annotation, molecular function: ubiquitin-protein transferase activity. The coding region runs from base 89 to 2920 and encodes 943 amino acids.